AUGGAUGAGGAGAAGCUUCCCUGUGAGUUAAUUGACGAGACGCUCUUUCGUGUCCCUCCUAAAUCACUUGUUCGCUUCAGAACCGUUUCUAAGCAAUGGAACUCCCUUUUCGACGAUAAGACGUUCAUCGACAACCACAAGAUGACAUAUCGAUUCAUCCUAGCAACCAAAUCCAAGUUCUACUCGGUAAGUAUCACUCCAAAGAUACAAGUGCGUGAGCUAACUUUAGAUAUUCCCGAUUUAGAAUCACAUACACCUAAGAAAUUGAUAGAUUGCAAUGGGUUCUUGCUGUGUGGCAUGGAUAAAGGAGCCGUGGUUUGGAACCCGUGGUUAGGACAGACUAGAUGGAUCGAGCUUAACCAACCUAGUUUGUAUUUCAAUGGAGUAGGUUAUGAGUAUGGUAACAGGAGACUUUUGGAGAGUGGUUACAAGACCCUUGUGUCUUAG
Messenger RNA from Camelina sativa (false flax), 447 nucleotides. RefSeq names its product putative F-box protein At1g47390. Gene Ontology annotation, molecular function: protein binding. The record is from RefSeq and is a predicted model, not a curated record. Lineage: Eukaryota; Viridiplantae; Streptophyta; Magnoliopsida; Brassicales; Brassicaceae.